AUGGAGGAGGCUUCAGGCGGCGCCGUUCCCGGCCGGCGGGAAAGGCAGCAGAUUUCCGUUCCUUUUUGCUGGGAAGACGUGCCAGGUCGGCCCAAGAGAGAAUGGCGAGUCAACUCGCCGCCCGCUCUUCUGCCCCCUGCGCGCAGAAACUACAAUCCCUUCGUGGAUGACGGGGAAGAGGACGACUUUCUCGGGCUCAAUGCUGAAGCUCCCUCCUCCUCCAGCGCAGGUGCGACGGGGAAGAGCCCCUCUCUCUCUCUCUCUCUCUCUCUCUCUCUCUCUCUCCACUGACGUCGGGUUCCCGUCGCAGAAAGCUCGGAGACGAUUGAGAUCGCCAGCGAGGAGAACUCCGGAGAUUGGGCGGCCUGGCAGUGGGACUCCGGCGAGGAAGAAGACGUUGGCGGUGGCGGUGGCGGCGCCGAAGAUGUUUCCAUUCUGGAGUUCCUUUUCCCGCUGUCGAGCCCUGAGGUGAGCUUCCUCCACGAGAUGUGCUUCAACGAGGGACUUAACCCCGGCAACGCCGCGUCCAAGAGGCCCCCCACCCUCGGAGAGCUGAUCCUGCUGAACCGCCGCCUGAGUUGCUGUGGUAGGCGGAACCCCGCCACCAAAAAUCCGGUCUGUUCUCUCUCUCUUCUCUCUCUCUCUAACUCACACACCCACAGAGUAAUCCACAAGAGAAAUUAAGAAAAAUAGAGAAUAAUAUACCUCUAGAAACACCGGAUCCUAGUAGGUCAAGGACGAAGCCGGAAAUUCCUCGCGCUGACCAAGUUUGACUUUUCCAGGGAUGUGAGUCAACACCACCAUUCACGAAUUAAUCAAUUCUAAAAUGAGUAGGGAAAAUAAAAUCCGAGUCUUUUUGGAGCUUUCUUUCUCGACAAAGAAUAAUAUGGAAGAUUAUAUACCAUAGAAUUUACAUAAAUGGACUCGAAAAAAAGCUACAGAUGACACACCCCAAGGACGCAUCAGACAGCCAGGGUCUGAUGUUCUCGGUCAACGCCAGAAAAGGGAGAGAAAUCCUAAAGCCAGAGUGCCUACAGACCACUAAACCUUCCAUUAUAGGGAAAAGAAUAUACUGAUAAUAUUUAACAGCCAUAGCAGUGGUGGCAUUUUUGGCAAAUACUAAUCACGGUCCAGUCGGCAACAUGUUUUACCUUCCACAGAGACGUCGGCGGGGAUUCAUAAGGAAGAAGGUGCAGCUGUGCGGCCUCUUCGGGACUGGAGUCAACCGCAGGAUCACUCAGGAUGUGCGCUAUGGAUGA
Spirodela intermedia is the source of this 1259-nucleotide messenger RNA. Lineage: Eukaryota; Viridiplantae; Streptophyta; Magnoliopsida; Alismatales; Araceae. The record is from the annotation of a GenBank genome assembly.